AUGAGUUCCCAUAAGCCUGUCCAUAAAAACAAUAAUAAAAGUACAAUGAAAACUAUCAGAGAUGAUAUCGACUACGUUAAAGAGAGCGAUGGGUAUCAAAAGUAUCGAAUCCAGUUCAGAGAGCCAUACAAACAUUUUCUGGGUUGCGUUGGAUUGGAUGAGCGGGAUUGGAAUUUGAGCCGUCCUCGUGCAGAUCUUCGAUGCAACGCCUUAUCCCAGCAACUCACCUCAAUGUAUUCAAUUACAAGUAAACCGGAUUUCUUCAAUGAAAACAAAGAAAAGGACACCGAAACCAAGGAGGGUGUUGACUAUUUUGGUGAUUUCGAUCGCGAGAUCCGUCCUCAUUUCGAAAAGGCAAUUGCUGCUGAAAAUCAGUAUUACGAUGAAAUGAAGACGAAGAUGCAAGUGAUUCAUGAUUUUUAUACGAAUGAUUUUGAAGCGAAAAAAGCGGAAUUCGCUUCGCUGGGGCCGGAAUUGGAAGCACUUCAGAAGAGUCGUCCGACGGAUCCUGAGCAAAUUCAGCAAAUGGAUAAAGUCAUGAAUCGAUUCACAGAGUUACAGAGAUUGCUGAAAAGUAUGAUCCAACCGGGCCUAACUGCAAUCCAAUCCCAACAUUUAAAAUCGAUGAGGGAAUGUAUGGAGGCUUAUCAGAAGUUGAAUGAUAACUGGAGUAAUUGCUUCGUCUCGUUUAGCAAGUUCAAACCAAAGCUCACGGCGAAGAGAAGAAUCAAGGAUGAGGAAAAGGGAAAGGACAAGGCAGACAAGUUGGGAGAAGAUGAUCGGGAUAUUUGA
This is a messenger RNA of Caenorhabditis briggsae, 792 nucleotides long. The transcript has 5 exons. NCBI's taxonomy places the organism in Eukaryota, Metazoa, Nematoda, Chromadorea, Rhabditida, Rhabditidae. The coding region runs from base 1 to 792 and encodes 263 amino acids. The record is from RefSeq and is a predicted model, not a curated record.